AGUCAUACGUUGAAAACAUGCGAAAACAAUCUGUGUCCAGUUGGCCCCGUGGUGCUAAUAUUCAAGGCAAUGGCAACUAAGAAGCACUAACAGCAUAUUCAAUGAAACCCAAACCAAGAGUCGUAUAAAUUGCUCACUCUCUUCAACUGCAACGUCACACUCCUUUCUUCUUGCGUCUUUUCUUGGGUUUUUGAGAUUCAUUAUCAAGAAAAAGAAAAGAUGGUCAUGAGCAAUCUACUUCUAUCUGCUCUCAAAACCCAGUUCAGUUCAUACACCAAAUGUGUUACUGCCUCUGGCAGUUCACAGAAACAUUUACUUCAGGCUCCUUUCCUGGCCAAAUUUUAUAGUACAGAGGCAUCUUUGCAGAAGGUAGAUUCAACCACCAAUUCCAGGGAUGGUGGAGGUUAUAAGGGGCAUGAUAUGUUGGCGCCAUUCACUGCUGGGUGGCAGAGUACUGAUUUGCAUCCUCUAGUCGUAGAGAAAUCUGAGGGUAUCUAUGUUUAUGACAUUAAUGGGAAGAAGUAUCUCGAUUCUCUUGCUGGUCUUUGGUGCACUGCCUUAGGAGGAAAUGAACAGAAGCUUGUGGCUGCUGCAACAACCCAAUUGAACAAGUUGCCAUUUUACCACUCUUUUUGGAAUCGUACUACAAAACCUUCGUUGGAUCUUGCAAAGGAACUUCUAGAAACUUUUACCGCAGCAAAAAUGGCAAAAGCCUUCUUUACCAAUAGUGGAUCAGAAGCAAAUGACUCUCAGGUGAAGUUAGUUUGGUACUACAACAAUGCUCUCGGAAGACCAGAUAAGAAGAAAAUUAUAGCUCGCGCAAAAUCGUACCAUGGUUCAACUUUGAUAUCAGCCAGUCUUUCGGGCCUUCCAGCUUUGCACCAAAAAUUUGAUCUUCCAGCUCCAUUCGUAUUGCAUACUGACUGCCCUCAUUACUGGCGUUAUCAUCUUCCAGGUGAGACAGAGGAGGAAUUCUCAACCAGAUUAGCCAACAGUUUGGAGAGUCUCAUCCUAAAAGAGGGACCAGAGACGAUUGCUGCAUUUAUUGCUGAGCCUGUCAUGGGGGCAGGAGGUGUGAUACCUCCCCCAGCAACUUAUUUUGAGAAGGUGCAAGCAGUUGUAAAAAAAUAUGACAUUCUCUUUAUUGCUGAUGAGGUAAUAUGUGCAUUUGGAAGGCUUGGGACAAUGUUUGGGUGUGAUAAAUAUAACAUUAAACCAGACCUUGUAUCUGUAGCAAAGGCGCUUUCUUCUGCAUAUAUGCCAAUUGGAGCUAUAAUGAUGAGCCCAGAAGUUUCAGAUGUUAUACACUUUCAGAGCAAUAAACUUGGUACUUUUUCUCAUGGAUUCACUAAUUCUGGCCACCCUGUGCCAUGUGCGGUUGCUAUUGAAGCGCUCAAGAUAUACAAGGAGGGAAACAUUCCUGAGCAAGUAAAACAAGUUGCCCCUAAGUUUCAAGAUGGUUUAAAAGCCUUUUCUAACAGUCCUAUCAUAGGGGAGAUACGAGGAACUGGCUUGAUCCUUGGUACAGAGUUUACUGACAAUAAGUCACCUAAUGAUCCGUUUCCACCUGAAUGGGGGAUAGGUGCAUAUUUUGGAGCACAAUGUGAGAAACAUGGGAUGCUAGUGCGUGUUGCAGGGGAUAACAUAAUGAUGUCUCCACCGCUUAUAAUCACCCCUGAAGAGAUUGACGAGUUAAUUAGCAUAUAUGGGAAGGCACUGGAGGCUACUGAAGAGAGGGUAAACGAACUGAAGUCUCAACGGAAGAAACAGUAAACUACUCAAUUGCUCAACUGUAAUUGAUGAUGGCUAGCAUACUGUGCACUUGAUGUAAAGCACAUCUGUUGAGAAUUAUGAUGCAUUUGGUACCUAAAUAAAGCAUUUGGUGUUUCUCCAUGCUGGGAAUUGUGAUUGGAGUUCAAACUCAUAACUCAGAUGACUCUAUUACACUAAGCUAAAGCUUAUCGGUCCGGAUUGGCUUC
Molecule: messenger RNA, 1979 nt
Organism: Hevea brasiliensis (rubber tree)
Lineage: Eukaryota; Viridiplantae; Streptophyta; Magnoliopsida; Malpighiales; Euphorbiaceae
Product: gamma aminobutyrate transaminase 3, chloroplastic
Exons: 19
Coding region: 220-1773 (517 amino acids)
Biological process (GO): biotin biosynthetic process
Molecular function (GO): S-adenosyl-L-methionine:8-amino-7-oxononanoate transaminase activity; pyridoxal phosphate binding
Source: RefSeq, a predicted model, not a curated record